AUGAAUGCUGAUACUUGUGUUUCUUAUUGUGAUCCGGCUGCCAUGGAUUCCUACUACAACGCAGCCUCCCAGGACACAGAAGGCUCCUCGCCUUUUAGGGCAUUUCAAGCAAGUGACAAGUUCAGCCCUACUUUCCUGGCCAGCAAAGGACAAGGCUUUGGUGACAGCAGCACUAAGUGCCGGAGCCGCUACAGCCAGCAGGAAUGUCAGUCCCUGGAUGGCAGUGUGCAGGCUGCCGGCUCUGCCGGGGCUCCGGCCUCCUUUAACAAAUACCCUCCGCAGCAACAGCCGCCUCACCUCUACAUGCAGCGAGGCCCCUGUAAAACCCCCCCGGACAGCAACAUCAAGCUGCAAGAGAGCAGCGGCCACAACGGGACUCUGCAGGUCUCCUGUUACGGUAAAGACAGUGCUUUGGGAGAGGCCGACUUGCAGCCGAGCUCUGACCCUUCGGGAAUGGACAGCAGCUACCUCAGCGUGAAGGAGGCUGGGGUGAAAGUGCCCCAGGACAGGGCCAGCACAGACCUCCCCAGCCCCAUGGACAAGGCCGACUCGGAGAGCAACAAGGGCAAAAAGCGGAGGAACCGCACCACCUUCACUAGUUACCAGCUGGAGGAGCUGGAGAAGGUCUUCCAGAAAACCCACUAUCCUGAUGUCUAUGCCAGGGAGCAGCUAGCCAUGAGGACAGACCUCACCGAGGCUCGUGUACAGGUGUGGUUUCAGAACCGAAGAGCAAAAUGGCGCAAGAGGGAGCGGUUCGGUCAGAUGCAGCAGGUCCGGACCCACUUCUCCACUGCCUAUGAGCUGCCUCUGCUGACCCGUGCUGAGAACUAUGCCCAGAUCCAGAACCCCUCCUGGAUUGGCAACAAUGGAGCUGCCUCUCCUGUGCCUGCCUGUGUCGUCCCCUGUGAGACGGUGCCCUCCUGCAUGUCCCCCCAUGCCCACCCCCACGCGGCCAGUGGUGUCUCCGAGUUCCUCGGCGUCUCUGGCCCUGGCAGCCACGUGGGACAGACUCACAUGGGUGGCCUCUUUGGCACGGCCGGGAUGAGCCCCAGCCUCAAUGGCUACGAGCUGAACAGCGAGCCGGACCGCAAGACCUCCAGCAUCGCUGCCCUGAGGAUGAAAGCAAAGGAGCACAGCGCCGCUAUCUCCUGGGCGACAUGACAGGGCUGCAGCCCAGUGCCCGUGACACGGAGAGAGCACAUAGGGACAGCUGAACAAAUCCAUCCGCUUGGACUCCAGACAGCAGUUGCCUCCUCGGGGAUCUGAAUGCAGCACUUUUAGCUACCCUAGGCAUAUAAAGUACAUAUGUUAAUGUAAGUGGAGUGUUUCCAGCAUGAACAUGGCAGCUCCUGGCUUCCUGGGAUCAGGCAGGGAGAGGGAGGCUGUGGAGCAGCACUUCUUCCAUCAAGAUCUGGGAUGAGAUGCAUCCCUCCUCACCACCACCUCCCCAGUAACCUGGGCAUUUUUUCUCCCUGCUAUUUUUUCUGACACCAGAUCUGCCUUUCCAAAGAGCAAGAGCCCACUGGCUUUUCAGCAGCUUCUCCCAUCCACCCAC
Messenger RNA from Neopelma chrysocephalum (saffron-crested tyrant-manakin), 1555 nucleotides. RefSeq names its product ALX homeobox 4 (gene ALX4). Gene Ontology annotation, biological process: regulation of transcription by RNA polymerase II. The record is from RefSeq and is a predicted model, not a curated record. Gene Ontology annotation, molecular function: DNA-binding transcription activator activity, RNA polymerase II-specific; RNA polymerase II transcription regulatory region sequence-specific DNA binding. Lineage: Eukaryota; Metazoa; Chordata; Aves; Passeriformes; Pipridae. The coding region runs from base 1 to 1161 and encodes 386 amino acids. The transcript has 4 exons.